Messenger RNA from Leptonychotes weddellii (Weddell seal), 1347 nucleotides. NCBI's taxonomy places the organism in Eukaryota, Metazoa, Chordata, Mammalia, Carnivora, Phocidae. The record is from RefSeq and is a predicted model, not a curated record.
AGCUAGUAGAUGUAAGAACUGGGAUUCAAAUUCCUGUCUCUCUGAUGUUGAACCACAAAACACUCUUCUGGAAGCAUAUGUGUCCAGGCAAGCUGCCUGGGAGGCCUCGUGUCUAUGGUAACCUCAGCCUUGGUGCAGCUAACUUUAUAGACUUAGUAGGGAACAUUGAGACUCCCUAGGUUGUAAGAGCUAGUGCUCACGCCUCCUUCCCCCUUUUGUGUCCUACAGAUUUAAGAUCUCCAAAGUCAUUGUGGUGGGGGAUCUGUCAGUGGGGAAGACUUGUCUCAUUAAUAGGUUCUGCAAAGAUACUUUUGAUAAGAAUUACAAGGCUACCAUUGGAGUGGACUUUGAGAUGGAACGAUUUGAGGUGUUGGGUGUCCCCUUCAGUCUGCAGCUCUGGGAUACCGCUGGACAGGAGAGGUUCAAGUGCAUUGCAUCAACCUAUUACCGAGGGGCUCAAGCCAUCAUCAUUGUCUUCAACCUGAAUGAUGUGGCCUCCUUGGAACAUACCAAACAAUGGCUCGCUGAUGCACUCAAGGAGAAUGACCCGUCCAGUGUGCUUCUCUUCCUUGUGGGUUCCAAGAAGGACUUGAGUACUCCUGCUCAGUAUGUGCUGAUGGAGAAAGAUGCACUCAAGGUGGCCCAAGAGAUGAAGGCUGAGUACUGGGCGGUCUCUUCUCUCACUGGUGAGUCAGAGGCUUCAGGUCCUCUGCUGUGGUGUUCCUGUCCACCUGGCCUCUCAUUCCUGCCCUUUCAGCUGUGCCCAGUGACUCGAGGCCUGGAACGGCCCCUGAGCACGCAUCUGCCCCAUGCGUCAGGUGAAAAUGUCCGGGAAUUCUUCUUCCGUGUGGCGGCGCUGACCUUUGAAGCCAACGUGCUGGCUGAGCUGGAGAAAUCGGGGGCCCGGCGCAUUGGGGAUGUUGUCCGCAUCCAUAGUGAGGACAGCAACCUCUACCUAACUGCCAGCAAGAAGAAGCCCACGUGUUGCCCGUGAGCGGUAAGGGGGCUGUCCAGAGCCUGCCCAGCCUGGUGCACUGUGCCACCUUGACUGCCUAGAGCUCGACCCUGGACAUUUGCACUGAUUGUUUUUCCAGACCAAAGAGCUGCCCCUUGGUGGCAGUACCCCUGGAGGGGUAGCGGGGACCAUGCUAGUUGCUCCCUGCCCCGGGCACCGUGCCAAAGACUAGAUGUUUCCCCCCUCCUUUGGGGGGCUCUCCAGGGUGCCCAGCAGUGGGGAGGUAAUCCCUGCUGCUUUUGCUUAGCCUGCUGGGCCCUUUUGAGUAUGAGGAUGCUUAAUGAUCCCAGCCUCACACUGUGCCUUAUGUAUUAAAAUCUCUGUUAUUAGCA